GUACUGUGUGCAAAAAACUUGGUGAAAAAGGACUUUUUCCGACUUCCUGAUCCCUUUGCUAAGGUUGUGGUGGAUGGAUCUGGCCAAUGCCAUUCUACAGAUACUGUGAAGAACACACUUGACCCAAAAUGGAAUCAGCAUUAUGACCUAUAUAUUGGGAAGUCAGAUUCAAUAACAAUCAGUGUGUGGAAUCACAAGAAGAUCCAUAAAAAGCAGGGAGCUGGUUUUCUGGGCUGUGUGAGACUUCUUUCCAACGCAAUCAACCGCCUUAAAGACACUGGUUAUCAGAGGUUGGAUCUGUGCAAGCUUGGGCCAAAUGACAACGAUACUGUUAGAGGACAGAUAGUAGUGAGUCUCCAGUCCCGAGACCGAAUAGGCACAGGAGGACAAGUCGUGGACUGCAGUCGGUUGUUCGACAACGACUUACCAGAUGGGUGGGAGGAGCGCAGGACUGCGUCCGGGAGGAUCCAGUACCUGAACCACAUCACAAGGACCACCCAGUGGGAGCGACCGACGCGACCAGCAUCCGAGUACUCCAGCCCGGGGAGGCCCCUGAGCUGCUUUGUGGACGAGAACACUCCGAUCCCAGGCACGAACGGCGCGACGUGCGGGCAGGCGUCGGACCCGCGGCUGGCUGAGAGGAGGGUCCGGUCCCAGAGGCACAGGAACUACAUGAGCAGGACACACCUGCACACUCCUCCUGAUCUGCCUGAAGGAUAUGAGCAAAGGACAACUCAGCAAGGUCAGGUCUAUUUUCUGCAUACUCAGACUGGUGUCAGCACGUGGCACGAUCCAAGAGUACCGAGGGAUCUUAGCAACAUCAAUUGUGAAGAGCUUGGUCCUCUGCCUCCUGGAUGGGAGAUCCGGAACACAGCGACGGGCAGAGUUUAUUUUGUUGACCAUAACAACAGGACGACGCAGUUCACCGACCCACGGCUCUCGGCGAACCUGCACCUGGUGCUGAACCGCCAGAACCAGCUGAAGGACCAGCAGCACCCGCAGCCGCCGCAGGUCGUGUCCCUGUGCCAGCUCCCCGACGAGGCCGAGUGUCUCACCGUGCCCAGGUACAAGCGAGACCUGGUGCAGAAGCUGAAGAUCCUGAGGCAGGAGCUGUCCCAGCAGCAGCCUCAGGCUGGGCACUGUCGGAUCGAGGUGUCCAGGGAGGAGAUUUUCGAGGAAUCCUACAGGCAAGUCAUGAAGAUGAGGCCAAAGGACCUGUGGAAGCGAUUGAUGAUCAAAUUUCGUGGGGAGGAAGGUCUUGACUAUGGAGGUGUUGCCAGGGAGUGGCUCUACCUGUUGUCCCACGAGAUGCUGAAUCCAUACUAUGGGCUCUUCCAGUACUCCAGGGAUGACAUCUACACCCUGCAGAUCAACCCUGACUCCGCAGUCAACCCGGAACACCUGUCCUAUUUCCACUUUGUGGGCCGGAUCAUGGGCAUGGCUGUGUUCCACGGGCACUACAUCGACGGUGGCUUCACACUGCCUUUCUACAAACAGCUGCUUGGGAAGCCAAUUACUCUGGAUGACAUGGAGUUGGUUGACCCUGAUCUUCAUAACAGCUUAGUCUGGAUACUUGAGAAUGAUAUCACAGGAGUGUUGGACCAUACGUUCUGUGUGGAGCACAAUGCCUAUGGGGAGAUUAUUCAGCACGAGCUGAAACCCAAUGGGAAGAGCAUCCCUGUGACAGAGGAGAACAAAAAGGAAUAUGUCAGGCUCUAUGUGAACUGGAGGUUUUUACGAGGGAUCGAAGCUCAGUUCCUGGCACUGCAGAAGGGAUUUAAUGAAGUAAUCCCACAACAUCUGCUGAAGACAUUUGAUGAGAAGGAGUUAGAGCUCAUCAUUUGUGGACUGGGAAAAAUUGAUGUUAAUGACUGGAAGGCAAAUACUAGGUUAAAACACUGUACCCCAGACAGCAACAUCGUGAAAUGGUUCUGGAAAGCUGUGGAGUUUUUUGACGAGGAGAGGAGAGCACGACUGCUGCAGUUUGUGACUGGCUCUUCCAGAGUGCCUCUGCAGGGCUUCAAGGCAUUGCAAGGUGCUGCAGGCCCACGACUAUUCACCAUACACCAGAUCGAUGCCAGCACUAACAACUUGCCCAAAGCUCAUACCUGCUUCAACCGGAUCGACAUUCCCCCGUACGAGAGCUACGAGAAGCUCUACGAGAAGCUGCUAACAGCCAUCGAAGAGACUUGUGGCUUUGCUGUGGAGUGA
Acanthisitta chloris (rifleman) is the source of this 2211-nucleotide messenger RNA. It is a transcript of the gene SMURF2, whose product is annotated as SMAD specific E3 ubiquitin protein ligase 2. The record is from RefSeq and is a predicted model, not a curated record. Gene Ontology annotation, molecular function: protein binding; ubiquitin protein ligase activity. NCBI's taxonomy places the organism in Eukaryota, Metazoa, Chordata, Aves, Passeriformes, Acanthisittidae. Gene Ontology annotation, biological process: negative regulation of BMP signaling pathway; ubiquitin-dependent protein catabolic process. The transcript has 18 exons. The annotation marks the transcript as partial.